Messenger RNA from Larimichthys crocea (large yellow croaker), 1255 nucleotides. RefSeq names its product coiled-coil domain-containing protein 89. The transcript has 7 exons. The coding region runs from base 118 to 1176 and encodes 352 amino acids. The record is from RefSeq and is a predicted model, not a curated record. Lineage: Eukaryota; Metazoa; Chordata; Actinopteri; Sciaenidae.
AGACCAACGGUGGUUGCCAUUAGCGACUGAGCAACUAAAACUUUGAGAUGCUUUCCACCAAAUGUGGGACUGAACCUUGACUGUGUUUUUUUUUAUUAUUUAAAAAUUUUACUCAUCAUGGCAACUCCACAGAGAAAUACAGACAACUUCUUUAAGGUGGAGGGCAACAUGACGGAGCAUGUGGACAGUAUUCAGAAGGCACUAGAGAAACUUCAAAGCCUCUCUGCGGAGGAAAAAACUGAGACGCUGCGGUCCAGGAUAGAUGAACAGUCAAGUCUGAUCUGCAUCCUGAAACAGAGAGCAGACGAGCUGCUGCUCCGAUGUCAAGUCCUGCAAAAAAUCAAUAUAGAGAAGGAGGGUCGAGUAACAGACUACCAGAAAGAACUGGACGAUGAAAGAAGGAAAACAGAGCUCUUAAAGAAGAGAUUUAUGGAUUUGGUUGCCAACUAUGAAGCGAUGACCGCUUUCAUGGACGAGCACAAAAAUCAAAAUAUCCAGUUAAAGUUGGAAAACAAACAGCUGCAGUCAGAAAAUGAAACACUUUUCUCCCAAAAAUUACAAGAUAAAGAAGUGUUGGUUGAAAAAAUGUUGAAAGAAAUCAAAGAGCUGACGGAAAAAUACACAAACAAGGAAAAUGACUAUCGGGAGAAAUUAUCUGCAUGCGAGACAAAACUCAAGGAACAAGCAACUGAGCAUCAAGGCAAGGAGGUGUCGCUACUCGAUCAAUUACAUGAUGCUCAGCAACAGCACAGAGAAGCUGUAGAGAUGUGCAAAGACCUUAAGCUGAAGCUACAAAAGGCUGAAGAGGAGCAGGCUUUGAAGGAAGUCAACAUGAGAGAAAGCAUAAAAUGCCUCACCAAAGAGAAGGACAAAUUAUUGUAUCUAUCUAUGGAAAGAGGGAAAGUAAUACAGGAGAAACAAGAAGAAAUCCAGCAGCUGGAGUCAAAGUGGAAAGAAGAGAAAAAAGCCAGAGUUGAAGCACAGGAAAGAUUUGAACGUGAAGCAGAAGCUGUGAACGCAGACUUAAAAGUGAAGUAUAUGCAGUCUGCUCUCGAUGAAUCCACAAUGAGAUAUGCACAGUUCAAAAAGGAUUUUGAAGCUUACAAAGAGCACAGCACAGACCUCCUUAUACAAGAAAGGGAGUUAAACAAGACACUUCGCCACAUGACAGGCUAAACUUCAGUAUUAUUGGAUCGGUUUCAUUAAAGCAAAUAACUGACAGUUUGCUCACUGACAGUGCCAGCAAUAAAAAAAA